Molecule: messenger RNA, 1950 nt
Organism: Insectozyma verbasci
Lineage: Eukaryota; Fungi; Ascomycota; Pichiomycetes; Serinales; Debaryomycetaceae
Source: the annotation of a GenBank genome assembly
AUGCCUAAACGUGGUAAUAGAAGGAAAACUUCUUCAAGAGGUGGUAAUAAAUCUAAUGGCAGAAUCUUUUCAAAUGGAAAAAAGAAUAAUAAUAGAAUAAGAGGAAAUAAACGAAGAUCACCAAAUGAUUCUACUUCAUAUAAUGAAUUAAUGGAUUUAAAUGAUAAUAUUUAUUUACCGCCUUUAAAUGAAAAUUCAUUAGCUUCUGUAGCUAGAAAUAUCGGAAGAAGAAAAUAUGGCCAUGGGUCAUUAAUUGAAGAAAUUGUAUAUACAAAUUCUCAAAAUCAUGAUGAUUUAAUGUCUAGAAAAUUAAGAAAUCGACCCGUUCAAUUUGUACUAGCUAAAGAAAUUUAUGAUCCAAAUGUCAUUCUACAUAAAUUAACAAAUAAAGAUGAUGAAAGAGACAAGGUAAAUGUGAAUGAUAUAAUAGACGAAGAAUUUAAGAGCAUAUCCUUAGAUGAUUCAGAAAAUGAAAUUGAUGAAGAAAAAAUUAAUGAAAGUCAUUUGUUUAAUGAGGGAGAAGAAGAAGAGGAGGAGGAGAUAGAAGAUGAGGAAGAAGAAGAAGAAGAAGAAGAUGAUCAAUAUGACCAUAACCAUGGAAUGUACGGCUCUGACGAUGACGACAAUGUACAGCAAGGUGAAACAUUAUACGAAUAUGAGGGAAUAUCAGAAGAAGAGGAUAUAGAUAAUGAACUAGAGCUUAGAUUAUCAAAAUUGGAAAAGCAAAUGAAUAGAGUUUCAGAAAAAAAUGAUUUGGAAGCAAAAAGCUUAAAAGAUUCACAACUUGAUAUUAUAAUAGAUGCACCAACUCAAAAAGUUGAAGCUAAAAAAGAAAGUCCAGACAUGUCAUCUGACGAUUCACCUGAAUAUGGAUAUCUUGAAGAAGAUUACGAGUUUGAUGUUUCCAAAAUUGAAGUUUCAAAUGUUAGAUUCGGUAUUAAUAAUCAAUAUUAUAUCAAAUCAAUUGAGCUAGUUGGUAUACCAGACUCCUUUGUAUGGAUAGAUGAAGAUGAUGUAAUUGAAUUUGCAUUAAAUAAUGGAGUCAAACAACAUAGAUUAUCAAGAUUUCUUUCAUUCAUAACAAAAGGAUUGAUUGAUAAACAAGUAGAGGAAGAAAAUGAAGAAUCUGAAGUUUAUAUAUCCGAUGAUUCAGAAGUUGACGAUUAUCCAUACGAAUCGGAAGACAAUCUUAAUGAUUUAAUUGAAUAUUCAAAAAUAAAUAAAAUCAACUUUACUGAUCGCGAUGAUCUAUUUUCAAAUAAUUUACCCUUUGAAGACAGAAUUAGUUAUGAAGAAUUGGAUGAUGAAUUAGAGGAAUCAUUGCAAAGACAAUUAAAACAAUAUCAACACGAUAGAAAGAGGAAAAAUAAUGUUAAGGAACAACAAAAAAUUGAAGAAGCAGUCGCAAGAAAUGAUAUGUUGAUUAAAUAUCCAAUAAGCCUUCAUAUUAGAGAUAUCAAGAAAGAAUUUGAUUUAUUAUUGAAGGAUGAAGUUAGACAAUCUAUGAGUUUCCCAACAUUGGAUACUCAUGCACAUAAAACAAUAAAGAAAAUGGCUGAUUGUUAUCAUAUGUCAGUUCAUAAAUGUGGAGCACAAGGAGUGAGAAAAUAUUUAAAGAUUGUAAAAACAAAAGCAACUUUUAAAUAUUUACCAAAUUAUCCAAAUGUAGAUAAAAUUUUGAGAGGUAGACCUAUAUUUCAUAGAAUUGAUAAAAAACCUGAUCCUAAAAAUGGUAAGACAAAAGAUUAUAUAACGAAAUCAAAUAAAGCUAAAUUCAAAGAAGGUGAUAUAGUUGGAGCGGAAGCACCAGAAUUAGAUUCAAAUAAUUUGGGUAGACAAAUGUUGGAGAAAUUAGGUUGGACAAAAGGACAAGGUUUAGGUACAGAUAAUAGAGGUAUAAACGAACCAAUAUUAGCAAAAGUGAAGACUAGUAAAUUGGGUAUACGAUAA